Prinia subflava (tawny-flanked prinia) is the source of this 2998-nucleotide messenger RNA. It is a transcript of the gene L3MBTL2, whose product is annotated as L3MBTL histone methyl-lysine binding protein 2. Gene Ontology annotation, biological process: negative regulation of DNA-templated transcription. Lineage: Eukaryota; Metazoa; Chordata; Aves; Passeriformes; Cisticolidae. The coding region runs from base 84 to 2264 and encodes 726 amino acids. Gene Ontology annotation, molecular function: zinc ion binding; chromatin binding. Gene Ontology annotation, cellular component: nucleus. The transcript has 17 exons. The record is from RefSeq and is a predicted model, not a curated record.
ACAAACUCCCCGCUGAUUUGCUGUUGCUUUCCUCUGCUCUCGCCAAUCAGACGCGUGGCUCCCGGGGAACGGUCUCCACGCGCAUGAGGCGGGCUGGUGGCGUCUCGGGAGCGAUGGAGCGGGACCGGGGAGAGUUGGUGUCUGCCUUCUGCCACAAAACUUCAUCUUUGGAGCGGGUGGAGGAGGAAGGUGAUGACGAUGAGGAGGAUGAUGAAUUGGACAUCUUUGGGGGUUAUGACAGCCUCACGUGCUACAACAGCAGCAUGGGCAGUGACAGCAGCUCCUGUCUGGAGGAGUCUAGUGAUGAUGAGGUGGCAGACCAGGAAACUGGAGAGCUUUCAACCUCUCCAAUGCACCAGCCAUCAACAGGCCGGCUCACGGAGGACAGUGGCUCUGAGCCAGCUGUGUGUGAAAUGUGUGGGAUUGUGGGCACCAGGGAGGCUUUCUUCUCCAAGACCAAACGUUUUUGCAGUGUUUCCUGCUCCAGAAGCUACUCCUCAAAUUCCAAAAAGGCUAGCAUCCUGGCCAGACUGCAGGGGAAACCGCCAACAAAGAAAGCUAAAGUUCUGCAUAAGGCAUCUUGGUCAGCCAAGAUUGGGGCCUUCCUCCAUUCACAGGGCACGGGACAGCUGGCAGAUGGGACACUGACAGGUCAGGAUGCACUUGUCCUGGGCUUUGACUGGGCAAAGUACCUGCAGGAACACAGCUACAAGGCAGCUCCUGUCAGUUGCUUCAAACACGUGCCCCUCUUCGAUCAGUGGGAUGAUGUGGUGAAAGGUAUGAAAGUGGAAGUGCUGAACAGUGAUGCUGUGCUCCCCAGCCGUGUGUACUGGAUUGCAUCUGUCAUCCAGAUUGUAGGAUACAGGGCCCUUCUGCGAUAUGAGGGCUUUGAGAACGAUGCUGGUCAUGACUUCUGGUGCAAUUUGGGCACAGUGGAUAUUCACCCCAUUGGCUGGUGUGCCAUCAACAGCAAAAUCCUGGUACCACCACAAACUAUCCAUGCCAAGUACACUGACUGGAGAAGUUACCUCAUGAAAAAACUGGUGGGAGCUAGGACCAUCCCAGUGGAUUUCCACAUGAAGAUGGCAGAGAGCAUGAAGUACCCGUUCCGGCAGGGCAUGCGGGUCGAGGUGGUGGAUAAGAACCAUGUGUCCCAGACACGUAUGGCAGUGGUGGACACAGUGAUUGGGGGCAGACUGAGACUCCUCUAUGAGGACGGUGACAGUGAUGAUGACUUCUGGUGCCACAUGUGGAGUCCCCUCAUCCAUCCUGUGGGCUGGUCGCGGAGAGUGGGCCAUGACAUAAAGAAGACAGAAGAAAAACGUAAUGACAUGGCAAACCAUCCCACCUUCCGGAAGAUUUACUGUGAUGCUGUCCCCUAUCUGUUUAAGAAGGUACGAGCUGUCUAUUCUGAAGGUGGAUGGUUUGAGCGAGGCAUGAAACUAGAAGCCAUUGACCCCCUGAAUCUGGGCAACAUCUGUGUGGCCACUGUUUGCAAGGUUCUCUUGGACGGGUAUCUUAUGAUCAGCAUUGAUGGAGCAACGUCUGAUGAUGGCUCUGACUGGUUCUGCUAUCAUGCCUCCUCACACGCCAUCUUCCCAGCCAACUUCUGUAAGAGAAACAGCAUCGAACUGACGCCUCCAAAAGGGCAUGAUGCAAAGACAUUCAGCUGGGAAUGUUACCUGGAAGAGACCAAAUCACGACCUGCUCCGUCACGGCUCUUCAACACAGACUGUCCAAACCAUGGCUUCAAGGCAGGCAUGAAGGUAGAGGCAGUAGACCUGAUGGAACCUCGGCUCAUCUGUGUGGCAACAGUGAAGCGUGUAGUCCAACGUCUCCUUAGCAUCCAUUUUGAUGGCUGGGACAACGAGUAUGACCAGUGGGUGGACUGCGAGUCUCCAGACAUUUAUCCUGUGGGGUGGUGUGAGCUGACAGGCUACCAGCUUCAGCCACCUGUGGUUCCAGAGCCCACAACUCCAGCGAAGGCCAAGGAGGUGCCCAAGAAGAAGAAGAAACCCUAUGGAAAGAAGAGAAAAAAGUUACCUGCCAAAACCCGCAGUGUCAAGCAGACUGUCAAGAAGCUUUCUGUCAUGCAUUCAAAACGAGAAGCAAAAGCUGCCAGCCAGGCUUUGCCAGAGCCAACACCUGAUGAGAUCAUUGCUGUGCGGGUGAAAGAAGAAACCAUUGACCCUUCAGAUGCAGCAUUUGGAGAGACAGAUCUUCCUGUUCCCAUCAGCAGCAUAAAGCAGGAGGACACAGACUGAUCUGGAGCAUUUCCCAGCUGCCCACAGCAGCUUCACCUUGUGGCUCUUUAGGGAAAAUCCUGGUAAAGGGAAACAGAACCAAAAGGGCCUUCCUUUUUUAAAGCAGACAACCCUGCAGUAUCAUGAACUCUGCUUUCCUGGUGUGCAAGAAAAUUUCGCCCAGACUUGUAAUAUUAAGCCCUGGGAAACAGCUGAAAGACUGCAGACAUGCUGAGGACCAUGACCAGGGGAGCUGCUGUGGUUGUGCACCUUUGGAGCAGGAGCUCAAAACAAGGAGAGGCUGCCAGAGCACAGAAGGCCAGUUUGGGUUCUUGGCUGCGGCUGAAGGUGACAAGCUGCUGUCCAAUGUGAUGAGUGCAGGAAAGGAGCUGCCCCCAUAGGACUUUAGUGCUGUGCUCUCUGGUCUAAGUGCUGCGAAUCCCAAGAAAAUCAGGACAGGAAGAGUGGAAAGAGGUGAAGAAACAAAAGAGAUGAUGAUGCCUGCUGAAGAAGUGAGACCUUUUUUCAUAGAAUCCUAAAAUGGUUUGGGUUGGAAGAGGACCUCAAAGACGUCAAGAUCCUCAUCUAGUUUCAAUACCCCUGCUGUGGGCAGGGACACCUUCCACUUGACCAAGUUGCCCAGAGCCCCAUCCAACCUUGAACACUUCCAGGGAUGAGGCAUCCACGACUUCCCUGGGCAACCUGUUCCAGUGCCUCACCACCCUCACAGUAAAGAAUUUUUUCCUAAUACAUAA